UUCACUUUGUUUAACCCAAACACAAACACAAACACAUCACCCACAAAUUGCUUGAGUCCACAAAUUCGCAAGUUAAUCUUGAGCGGAAACUAUAUAUACACUUUACAGUAAUCCCUCUAAUACCAAAAUGAGUCAUCGCAAAUUAACCUUCUCGGAGUUUUUUGUAAAAACCCCAACCAGUAGAUCCACCCAAUUGAGGGCUCAGGAAGUGGCCACUGAAUUGGUGAUGAAAAACAAAGAAGCUCGGCAAAAGUUACUGAAGAACAAAGUUCCCACCUAUGCGGAAUUUCGGAAGAUAAUGCGAUCGGCGGGCAAGGAGGCGGACUUGAAUCCAGUAACCUACAAGAGCAUGAUAGAGAUGAGACAAUCGCAAAUAGACCAUAGACGCCUUAAGACUAUCAAGUCCACAGGGGAUUCCCUUGGAUUUAAGCCACUCCUCCUCAAUCGUAGCCAGGUGUCUUAUGAAUUCCAUCUUAAACAGGAUAUCUUUCGUAAAAACUUCGAUCUCCUUGGACGGAUCAAUCAUACUAAUCGACUGAAGGGCUGCGUUGAUAGCUUUAAUCGCAAUUUCCCUGCCCUUCAGCCGAAUCGGGUCAAGAUCCGUGAACUGGCAGGCCGAUUAAGUCAAGAGAACAGGCAACUUGGUUGUCGUCUAUCGAAGGUUAAGUCAAAGGUGGACUCGCACAAUCCUUGGGUGGCACCUGUCAAGCCCCUUGAGCAGAAGGCCUCUGAGCAAACAGUGUCCUCCUUCUUGCCUUAUAUGCCAUCCCCGAGAUUGGGGAAACGUACUGCCCAUGUCCUGCUCCGUCCCAUCAUUUAUUACGAUUUGGCAGUUCAGGAAAAUAACCAGUUUUUGGGAAGAUUACUUCUGCAACUCUACACAGAACUCAGUCCGGAGGUGGUGCUGGAAUUUGUCAGGAUGGCCACCCACAACGAUACAAGAUGUCAUCGUUUUGUCAGAAUAUUCUCCAAUCUCUGGAUGGAAGGAGAAAUUGUUCCGGCCAACGAUCCUUUGCGUAAUCACCACAGUGUAAAGCACUCCUUUCUGGAUCCCAGCAAGAUGAUUGGGAUGAUUUCGUAUCCCUGGGACUAUCGUCGCCACUUUCCCCAGGGUCUACUCAGCUACACCAUAAGCUUUAAGCCUUCGGUGGUACCAUGGCAACGGGUCAUCUUUGGACGCGUUUGUGGUGGCCUUCGGGUGCUUCAGAACUGCCACGAAUUUGGCACUAAAAAUGGCAAGACCAAGAAAACUGUGAUUAUGACACGAUGUGGCCUGCUCUAAUGGGAGUCCACAUACAUCGUCCGCCUCAUUAUGCACCUGCAUUAACAUAAGACCAGAAAGAGUUGGAAAAUUGUAGACACUAUUGCAGUGAGAAUGUUUUUUUCUUCAAAAAAAUGGAAAUAAAAUUAUUAAGUAAACGGG
Drosophila eugracilis is the source of this 1423-nucleotide messenger RNA. RefSeq lists its product as uncharacterized. Gene Ontology annotation, molecular function: peptidyl-prolyl cis-trans isomerase activity. The record is from RefSeq and is a predicted model, not a curated record. NCBI's taxonomy places the organism in Eukaryota, Metazoa, Arthropoda, Insecta, Diptera, Drosophilidae. The coding region runs from base 128 to 1282 and encodes 384 amino acids. The transcript is spliced from 2 exons. Gene Ontology annotation, biological process: protein peptidyl-prolyl isomerization.